Molecule: messenger RNA, 1527 nt
Organism: Blumeria graminis f. sp. triticale
Lineage: Eukaryota; Fungi; Ascomycota; Leotiomycetes; Helotiales; Erysiphaceae
Source: the annotation of a GenBank genome assembly
AUGGCACUUCAGCAUGCCUACGUACAGUUUCUCUCCCAACCGAAUGAAUCAUUUCUGGCGGAUGAUGCCUCACUACAUUAUAUAUCAUCGCUAAUUACUAUUCAUAACGCCACCAAAAUUGUGAAAAAUAUUCAAAGCAAUGAGCUGAAGAUCAAGGCACAAGAAGUCCUUGAUGUCGUGGAAGGCACAAACAGUUUAGCAGUCGAGACAAGCACCACUCUGGAGUUUAUUACAGGAGGUGGCUCUUAUUUGCCAUCUCUAGAUGAUAAUUUUCUGACCGGUCGAAUUGUAACCUUGCCCAUAACUCACUUUGUUUCUUUUACUGAAAACUUAAAAAUUAAACAAGUACGGCUUAGCUGGGAUCAAGGCUCUCUUCUCAAAGGCAUCGAUAUAAUUGGUAAAACAGGCCGAAACUGGCCCAUCUUUGAAGGCAAAGAUCAAAUAAAGCUCAUUGCUUCAGCUCAGAAGCCUAAGGGCAACCCAAAUGAUGACCCGGCUACAAGGUUUUACAAUAAUACAAAAGGCUCACAAUUUCCAUCCGUCAAUGAUCAAGAGCGUAGUAUGUCCCAGAAAAAAACAUUUCAUGCCAAAUCAGGUGCUGUAAACAAAUUUGGGCCCUCUCGUCUCUUUGACUUGGAGGGAUCAGAUGCUGCAACUCCUGAGAAGUCGACUAAUGUCAAAAAAUUCCAACAUUUUGACUUUGCAGAAACCGCUGAACAAGAAAAUAAGGCUAGGCCACUCAUGCAUGUGAACGCCAGCAAGCAUGGCACUCAGUGGUCAUUUGAUGAUUUUAUGACACCCCAAAAAAUUGUGCCCUCAAAGGUGCAAAAGAAAAAUGAAGUGCGCCAUUGGGGAAAUAGUGAUGAUGAGGUUAUUGAGAGCACAGAUAGAGUCAAAAAGCAGGAAAAGCCACGGAAGGAAAACGAACGACAUUUUGAGCUUCAGGACGAAGAUUAUCCAGAAGAAAGAAUGCGCAACGUUGGACGUCCUCUGGGGAAAGCUCACAAUAAUGGACUUACCCUUUAUGCGGACCUGUUUGAUGAAAAUAAUGGUAGAAUCAUGGCAGGUGACAAGUCUAACUUGCCAAACUUAUCCAAUGUAAAAGAGAGGCGUAAAGAUCUCGAGCCACAUUUUACAAUGACGGACAAGUCACCCGGAUUCAAGCCAUGCGAGAAAACAUCAGAAGAUAGAGCGAAGACUGUUCGGAUGAUGGAAGCGAACUGGUCAUCUCAUGAUGAUUCACCUAAUCUAAAAGAAAAUAACAAAACUUCUCUCCCACUUCGCUCUGGAACUGGAAACCCCCUGACCGAGACAACUAAUACCUCAAAUAAGAGGGGUGAAACCUACAGAGGUAUCAAAACCGACGGUGAUGGUAUGGGCGGCAAAAAAGGCGCAGAUAGAAUAUGGGGGUUUGGAGAUGAUAGUGACGGCGAGGAAGAGGGUGGAAUUAACCGGGGAGGUAAAUUUGCCACUGGUAAGCAAGCUGGAAAGGCGCAAGCUCUCGGUGGGGAUUUUUGGGAUUUUUGA